AUGCGUGAGCGAGACUUGGAAGAGGCUUCUGAUGAAGAGGAUGAGGCUUCUGAUGAAGAGGAUGAGCUUUCUGAUGAAGAGGAUGAAGUAGACUCUGGCUACGACAGUCUCUCAGAGGAGGACGUCAGCGAAGAGGAAGACGAGGACACGGAGGCUGAAGAGGAAGACGAGGACACGGAGGGUGAAGAGGAAGAUGAGGACACGGAGGGUGAGGAGGAAGACGAGGACACGGAGGGUGAGGAGGAAGACCCGCGUCUUUCUCCAGAGGCCUGCUCCUGUGGGACCCCCCUGGUCCAGCUGUGGAGGUUCCUCAGCCGCGGGCAGCGAGCAGCAAGCCCUCCUCCUGCGCCCUGUCCCGUCUUUGAAGAGGAGCGUCGUCCAGGGGGCUCCAGGCGCCACAGGGAUGGAGAUGAAGAGGAAGAGCCCAUCUCCAAGAGGCCACGCUUCUCCUACUCUGAGGACAUCGAGGAGGAGCCCACCCCCUCCACCUCUGCUGGGACGUCCGGGGGCUUCGUCCACUUCUUCCAGCAGCCCCCCCGGCUCCAAGACUCCGACUCUGACUGA
Knipowitschia caucasica is the source of this 564-nucleotide messenger RNA. NCBI's taxonomy places the organism in Eukaryota, Metazoa, Chordata, Actinopteri, Gobiiformes, Gobiidae. The record is from the annotation of a GenBank genome assembly.